CGCGCGCAAUCCAACAGUUGAUGUUCGCGCGUCGAAAGGAAGACACAUCCGCUAGCCGCCUAGUGCCCCUGUGUGACUUGUGAUCGAAAUACAUCGCGUGGUGAUUACUGAUCUAACUCUAACGUGAAAGCCGGUCAAAUAUUUUGAAAGGGGAGCAGUGACGAAUGUCAAGGUAGUCAACACACAAACAAAUAAACAUGGGAUUCUCGGCGAGGUUACAGUUGCUGACAUGCCUGGUGCUGUACGCAUCAAGCGCACACGCAAUCAUGGUGAAGUUCGGCACUAAAGGAGGUCCCAUCGAGCCCCCGACCCCGGAGCCCUCACCCCCUCCGCGGCCCUUCCGGGAACCCGCGCCGGUUUGGGAGGAACGCUCCAACGACACGCCCGAUCCUAAUGCUCAUUGGCGGCCCCCAUUCUUCGUGCCCCAGCCGAGAUACACCAACGUGAUCUACAACUCUCAACCGUCUCCUCAAGCACCUCAAACCAAUGCGCAACGUUUCGUCAACUCGUACAUCCCUAUCAAGCCUAUACUUGCUAGCACGAGAAGCCAAGCGACCCCGAACAUGCCAGCAUCUAUCCUUGGCUCCCAAAACCUGCCAGGAGUCGGAAUCCGCUACUUCUUCCCAGCUUACACAGUUCAAAGGAAGCAUCCAAGACCUGAUGAUGCUAAGCACAAUAUGAUUGAUAAUCAGGAUGUGGGAAAUGCUGGUGUUGUCGAUUCAGCUAGCGAUUUCCAGUGGAAAUAUGAGAAGGACUCCACGCGGCGGAACAUCAGAAAUUCUAAUGAAGGUACGGCACGAGCCCCAGCAUACCAAUGGCCUGCCUACGUCGCCCCACGGCAUCACUAACGUUACUAAGUUCUUUGCAACAUGUUCAUCAUGUCGACAAAUGAACGCCGAAGUAACUGUGAUGUUUAAAUUAAGAACUAGGUUAAGACAAAAGUGCCAGAUGUAUCUAUGUUUAUACAAUACUAAAACCUUAAAGCGUUGGCGGCUGUAAUACGAUAUGGUCAUACAGGACAAUAAGAGUAGCCGCAAACUGCAAACUUUUAGUCGGCCGAUAGUUUGUUUGGGCUCAUAAAUCAGUAUGAAGAUGAAUGGUAGGACCCACAUUACAAAGGUUAGGUAUUUAACCGAAAUAAGAAUGAUUAAAAACUUUGGUUGGAAUCAAGAUUUUUUUUUUAAAGUUGCGUACUGUCGGGUUCCCAUGUCGGCCGACUGUUUAGUCUGGAGUGUGCGGGUACUCUAAGUCUAGAUUUUCAUAUUUAUUGAUGUUAAUUGACAUUGCCAGAUAGCACGGUAUUUUUGUUGCAUGUUCCACAAAGUUUUAUGCUUGACAAAAUGAAAUAAGGAUUAUCUUAGCACGUGUGAAUAGAAUUAAUGUUAGAUUAACACUAUAGAACUGAAAAAGGGAUACCUAAAGCAAUAUUUUUAACAAGGUUUUACAAAUGAAAAUGUCGUUGUGUACAGUUUAGAGUUUACUCAAUUAUUUCGAGUAAACAUAGCUUGAACAUUAAAGAAACUUCUUUUGUUUCAUUUUGUCGAGUAAAAACUCAAAAAAUGUCGUCUAACCGCUCUAACCAGUGACUUAGUUUUUGGUAUAAAUCCUAUUUUUAGGCGCUGCUAGAUGCGUAUCACAAAAUAGUGAAGUACACAAAGGCGUGUCCGAUUUUUUUAUUAUUUUUUUUGUGGUGACCUUACAUUGUAGGAAUAGGUAUUUUUUAGUAAUGUUCUUGUUUUGUGUUAAUUGUUUCUUUUUGUACAUUGUAUUCAGACAGUUCCUAAAACAAAUGAAGUCCUUAAUGAAGUUUGUUAGGAACGAAUUCAAAUUUCUACGCAAUACUUUGCCCUUCACGGCUUCGUCACCGCCAUAGACAUCAAGAAAACCGUAUUCAGUUCCUGUAAAUAAAAAGUUUUGUUGGCUGCCAAGGUCAUAUAUUGUAAAUAAUUUAAACGAUAUACAUCUAAGAAUAAUAUUGCCAUUACGUAAUUUGUAUUGUUCUUGCUUACUUUAUUUGGUCGUUUGGUGCAAGAGUAACAUUUUGUCAUCUAACGACUGGAAGAGCGUUGAAAAUAAAUACAAAAUUAGUUUUUAAAAUACCGACGUGACCAUUAAGUCCAGAGAGUGUGACGGAAGUUCUUUGUUCAUCGUGGUGAAUCUCUAUUGCAGUCUAUUGCUGUAUAGAGAUGUAAUUGUUCGGUAAUCUUCUUUCGAACUUUCUAAGUUUUAAUUCAAUCUUAAGUAAUUCCCAUCUAAUGAUUUUUUAUUCCAAUCUCGCAUAGUUCAUUAUUGUUAUACAUUUAAACCUAUUUUAUGUAAUGAAAGUAGCUUUCGUUUCGAUUUGUUAUUUCCUUUUAACGAUUUUAGUUGACUACUGUAAUGUGUUUGAUUACUAUAUGUAUAACUUAGCUGUAAUUAUGCUUGUAAAUAUGUAAAAUAAAUAAAUAUAUAAAUUUUUGA
This is a messenger RNA of Helicoverpa zea (corn earworm), 2460 nucleotides long. RefSeq lists its product as uncharacterized. The transcript has 5 exons. The record is from RefSeq and is a predicted model, not a curated record. Lineage: Eukaryota; Metazoa; Arthropoda; Insecta; Lepidoptera; Noctuidae. The coding region runs from base 198 to 848 and encodes 216 amino acids.